AUGGCGACGACCAGCGCGGACCUCCUCGCCGAGCUGCAAGGCCACUUGGAGCGCGACGCGUACCAGAAGGCCAUCGACGUCUGCAACAAGAUCGUGGCGGCGACGCCCAACGAGGCGGCGGCGUACAAGGCCAAGACGAUUGCGCUCAUCCGCUUGAACAAGCUGGACAAGGCGCUCGAGGUGGCGCAGCGCUUCGACUACCUCAAGAUGGAAGCGGCCUACUGCCACUACAAGCUCAAGCGCGAGACCAAGGCGCUCGAGAUCCUUGCGACGCUGCCCGAGAAGACGCCGGCGGCCUUGCACUUGCAAGCGCAGGCGCACUACCGCCUCAACCAGUUUGACGCGGUCAUCUCGAUCUACGAGGCGCUGCUCGCGCAAGCGUCGCCGUCCGACGACACGGUCGAGCUCAAGACCAACUUGAUCGCGGCCUACACGGCGGCCGGUCGCGGCGCCGAGCUUGCAGGUCGCCACAACUUGACGACCGACGACAGCUACGAGAUUGCGUUCAACAAGUCGUUCGUGGCGCUGCAGAGCGGCGACGUGUCGACAGCGGCUGCCCACGUCGCCGACGCCGACCGUCUGUGCCGAUCGACGCUCGCCAACGACGGGUACUCGCCGGCCGAGAUUGAGCAGGAGGCGCUCGUCAUCGCCGUCCAGCGUGCCUACGUGCUCCAGCUCCAGGGGCGCGACGACGACGCGCUCGCCGGCUACACCCACGUGGUCCAGGCCAAGCCGUCGGACGCGAGUCUUGUCGCUGUCGCCAGCAACAACAUGGCGACGCUGCAAAAGCACCACGACCUCUUCGACUCGAUCAAGCGGCUCAAGGCCAUCUCGAGCGAGACGCUCUCGGCCAAGUGCUCGCCCGCGCAGCACGAAGCGAUCCUCGCCAACCUCGCGCUGCUCUGGUCCUGGAUGAAGAAGCCGGACGAGACGCGCGAUGUGCUUGCCGCGCUCAAGACGGCGUUCCCGGCCACGGCCCUCGCCGCGCCCAUCCAGCUCCACGCGGUGCUUGGCUCGAGCGACGCGGCGCCGUCGGCCGAUGCGCUCGCCCGCGCCCGUGCGACGUUCGAGGCCGACGCGACGAUCAACGGCCGGCUCUGCCUCGCACACGUGCUCGUUCUCCAGAAGGAGUUUGGUGCCGCCGCCGACACGCUGCGCUCGAUCACCGAGGUCGCCCACAGCGCCGGCACGGUGGCGACGCUCGUCGCGCUCUACGACCGUGCAAGCAACGCUGGCGCGAGUCAGAGCGUGCUCCAGGACGCGCUCGCGUUCCACGCAGCCCGCGAUGCCACGUCAGUGGAAGCGCGUGCGAUCGAGGAAGGCGACGGCGAGUACCAGCUGGCCCAGGGCAACCACGCGGCAGCGGCCGCGCGCUUCGAGAGCCUCCUCUCGACCGGCGCCCUCACGCCCGAGAUGCGUCUCCGCUGCCUGGCCAAGCUCGUCAAGGCGGCGCCUGUCGAGGCCAAGGGCCGCGUCGUCACGGGCCCGUCCGCGAUGGAGCGCAAGGCCGCCGCCCGCAAGCGCCGCUAG
Saprolegnia parasitica CBS 223.65 is the source of this 1530-nucleotide messenger RNA. RefSeq lists its product as hypothetical. Gene Ontology annotation, molecular function: ribosome binding; 7S RNA binding; protein binding. Bases 1 to 1530 code for a protein of 509 amino acids. The record is from RefSeq and is a predicted model, not a curated record. Gene Ontology annotation, cellular component: signal recognition particle, endoplasmic reticulum targeting. Lineage: Eukaryota; Oomycota; Saprolegniomycetes; Saprolegniales; Saprolegniaceae. Gene Ontology annotation, biological process: SRP-dependent cotranslational protein targeting to membrane. The transcript is spliced from 12 exons.